Molecule: messenger RNA, 2066 nt
Organism: Acanthochromis polyacanthus (spiny chromis)
Lineage: Eukaryota; Metazoa; Chordata; Actinopteri; Pomacentridae
Product: ovochymase-2
Biological process (GO): proteolysis
Molecular function (GO): serine-type endopeptidase activity
Source: RefSeq, a predicted model, not a curated record
GGUGGAAGCUUCCUGUGUUAAAGUCUGAGCUCUGAUUGGCUCUCCUCCCCUGCCAGGUUCUAAGUGUGGCGUUCCUCAGGUGUUCAGCUCCACGCUUCUGAGGGUCGUUGGAGGAACCGAAGCCUCGUAUGGAUCCCACCCCUGGCUGGUCGGUUUCUCUGCAGAACAAAGGUUCUCAUUUCUGUGGAGGCUCCAUCCUGACAGAGCGCUGGAUCCUCACAGCCGCUCACUGCUUCACAUCUCUAUCACAAGAGUUUCUCAGCGGCAUCAGAGUCGUGGUCGGAGAGUUUGAUCGGAGGAAACAGGACGAAGACGAGCAGAUCUUCCUCGUCAAGUCGGUGUCGGUCCACGAGAAGUUCAGCCACAUUCUACCAAUGCAGUUCGACAUCGCUCUGCUGCAGCUGGAUGGAAGCAUUAGCAUGGGCAGUCGUGUCCAACCGAUCUGUUUACCUUUACCUGACGAGACCAUCCAGACCAGCUGCUCUGUGGGAGGAUGGGGGAGGACCAAGGAAAGAGGUCGUCUUCCAGCGGUGCUCAGGGAGGUCCAGCUGGAUUUGGUGGAUCCGGCUAAAUGUAAAUUUGUCCUCCAGACUGUGAAAAGUUCAGCUCUGAACCAGAAACUAGUCCGAUCCCAACCGGCCAUGACAGUCCUGUGUGCCGGACCAGAGCGAGGAGGGAAAGACGCCUGUCAGGGAGACUCUGGAGGACCUCUGGUCUGUCCUGCCGGGUCUGGAUCGGGUCGCUGGGUGGUUCUGGGCGUCACCUCCUGGGGUAAAGGCUGUGGACGGAGCUGGGACAAUGUCAGCCGUCCCCCCUCCAGGAGAGGAUCUCCGGUUUUCACCGACGUCCGGCUGCUGCUGCCCUGGAUCAAGAUGAAGCUGAGGAACGCUGAACAACAGCAGCAGGAAGUGUGUGUGUGUGUGUGUGUGUGUGUGUGUGUGUCAGGGCUGUGCAGUGUGAUUGAUGGCUCUGUGUCCGAGAGAGAGGGGCUGAUCAGAAACCCCGCCCACACCGCCGGUCGCUACGACAACAACCAGUUGUGUUUGUGGCGUCUCAGCGUCCCUCCAGGUUUCAGUAUUCUGCUAGAGUUCCAUCGUUUCGACCUGGAGAACGAUUCUUAUUGUCAGUUUGAUCGACUCACUGUGUUGACAGCAACCAGCAGACCUGUAGGUAUUUUCUGCGGCAGCGUCACACCUGGUCCGCUGCUGCUCAACAACUCCCAGAAUGCAACGCUGCUCUUCUCCUCUGACAUCAGUGGAUCAGGAAGUGGAUUUAUAGUGAAGCACCGCGCUGUCAGAGGAAACACUGCACCUGGUUGUGGGUCGGUGGUUCUGGUGGAGGAUGAGGUCGCCGUUCAAAGCCCAAAUUACCCACAAUCCUACAGUGACGGCUGCGUCCUCCGCUGGGUGGUGUACGCUCCUCAGGGCCACGUUGUCAAGCUGGACUUCACAGACUUUGACCUGGAGGAAUCGGACAGAUGUUUGUUUGAUUCCCUCGCUGUGUUUGGAGACGUUGCAGGAACAGAGGAGAUCGCCUUGCUGUGCGGCAGCAGCGUCCCUCCUCCUGUCCUCUCCUACAGCAGCAUCCUGGUCCUUCACUUCAGCUCCGACAGCAGCGUCACCCACCGAGGCUUCAGGGCAGUGCUGACCUUUGUCAGCCAUACAGAUCUACAUGAUCCGGACAGAGCAGAUGUGGAAGAGCAUCCAGAUGUUUUCACAGUUAACCAGCGACACACAGCGUCUCACGAGUUCUUCAUCUUCACAACCAGAACCUCUGAGACUCGAUGCUCUGCUGAGGUUUAUUCCCUCCACUGCUCCUCUUCUUCUAGAGGCCACGCCCACUCAGGUGACCUGGAGGUCACGCCCACUCAGGUGACCCUGGAGGCCACGCCCACUCAGUUUUUCAGACGUCCAGCAGCAGAUCCUGGAAAACCUCUGAGGAUCCUGGAGACGAAGAAGAAGAAGAAGAAGAAGAAGAAGCUUCAGGGUGGACACAGUGAGCUGCUGAAGUUUGAACCUGAGGAGGCACAAAUGUGGACUUUCAGUGUGGAUCCACUUAUUUUCUGA